AUGAACAUCCAUGGAGGAAGUGAAUCUGUCUUGGAGACAACAACUAAAGCAGCUGCAGAACCACAAAUUUCUACAGCAUCACGAUCAAAUUCAGUAACAACUGCAGCACCAGAAAAACCAACAACAUCUGAACCAGCUCAAGCAACAAGACCAAUAACAGCAGCAGCACAAGCAACAGAAGCAGAAAUGGUGUCAACAACUGUAGCAGUUCCACUACAGUCACUGGCAGAAAAGAGGAAGGAAACCACAGGCAUCAGCAAUUACAGGGCAAAACCAACAGAUACUACAACAACAGAUCCACCACCAACAGAAAUAGUGCCAAUAAAAGAAUCAAAGGCAGCAACAGCACGAAGAAUCCUGUCAGCACCACCACCACAUCCACUACCACUACCACCACCACCACCUCCGGCCACAGAAGCAGCAGCAGCAACAACAGCAGCAGCAACAACAGCAGCAGCAACUGAACCAACAACAACAGUUGGAAAAACGACUAACAGUUGUAUGAAGGCAAUGAUAGCAACAUAA
Messenger RNA from Schistocerca piceifrons (Central American locust), 525 nucleotides. RefSeq names its product mucin-7-like. The transcript is spliced from 2 exons. Bases 1 to 525 code for a protein of 174 amino acids. The record is from RefSeq and is a predicted model, not a curated record. Lineage: Eukaryota; Metazoa; Arthropoda; Insecta; Orthoptera; Acrididae.